CCCAUUUGCAAGAAACCUCGGAAGGGGAGAGUGCUUUGUGCUUGGAUCCUUCUCCCUGGUUUCCCAUAGCCAUGUGGUAGGCCAUUGUGAAAACAGGAUAUUGGGCUAGAUAGGCCAUUGGCCUGAUCCAACAGGCUCUCUGUAUAUUAUAUUCUCUCAGUCUAUAGACUUAUUGGCCUUGACAUCCCAGUUCCUAAUUGAAAGGUGACAUUUGUGGAGCAGGAGUAGGCACUAAAGGAGGAGAUACUUGUCUUUAUAGUGCUCUCUUCUGCAUGGCUGGCAGUGGUGCCAUGUGUUCAUGGCAGUGCUCAAUUUGUGGCCAGCCUCUAUAGCAUACAGAUGUAUGAGCUGCUUGGUUCAUUGUGAGCUCUCUUUGACAAAAAUCAUCAUUUUGAUUUAUUAUUUAGGCAUAUUUUAUUAUGAUGGAGCUUAGGGUGGGCUUAAAAAAGAAAUAUAUGCAAUAACCCAACAACAAUUUUGCAAAGGAAGGUAUAAAUGAAUGAAGCUUCACGGAUGAUGAGGGUUUUGAAUUUGGGGGUCUCUCUCUCUCUCUCCCCCCCCAGUCUAAACACAGCAGUUGAGCCACACUGUCUGCUCAUCCAUCGUAUCUCAGGGACCCAGUUCAGACACCUAGAACAUGUAAAAUGGCAGUUGCAGAAUAUAUAUUUUUCUCCUGGAAACUUGUGCAAGCCUGAGCAUCAUUCAGGAGUGGAAAACUCUUGUGAGACCUUUUGAUGGGCUUUCAUUUAUGAUGGCUAGCCUUUCAGUGGAAUGAGGAUUCAGGCAAGGUUGUUUGUCUUUCUUAGUUCUGCACAAGCACAUGGAAAGUGUGACAGUGGGAAAUAGACACAGAUUUUAGUGUUCUCAGUCUUGGCUUUCUUAUUCUUUCCAUUUUUAAAAAGAAGAAGAAGAGGAACAAAUUUAUAGUCCCUAAGGUUGAGAACAUGGCCUUGGAAGUGUCUAUUGUCCUGGGGACCCCUGCCUUAAAAUCUCAGCUCACAAAAUGGUCUUGGCCUCAGUUUGCCACCUGCAAAAUAGACAUGGGUAAUAUCUGAGUUGAUUCAAGGGGUGUUGAGUAUCUUGACUACUGGUACCUACUUAUUUUGGUCAAUGUCCUACUUCAUUGUAAAGAUGGGUAAUGAGCUACAUUUUUAAGAAUAUAUUUUGAAGGUACAAUAUUUUAAAUGAGACCUUUGGUGGAUAAAGGUGCAUAAAUAGGUGCAUGAAACAUAUUUGAGGUUUCAAAAGAGUAGUUAGUUCAUGAGGGGUGUGGACCUAUGUGUGUGGAAAGGGAAGGUGGAGAUAGAAAAUCAUUAAUGGAUUGGGAUAUUUGGGAUGAGUCCCUACUUUUUAAUGCAUCUGUAUUCAAGCCUUCUCUGAUGAUGAAUUAGCCCAGAGCUGCCUGAGGUUCUGCCAGUUAUGGACUGUGAUUCUUCUAGGUGUCUCCACCAUGCACGAGGAAGAGGAUGAAUCUGAAGCUACAUCCGUAUCUUCUGGAGACAGCAGCCCCCCUACCCCAUCAGCCCAAAGCCUUCCAGGCCCCCGAAGCAAAGAGCUGCAGGCGACAGUUGGGGAGCUGGUGGACGAUGGCGGAGAGGCUGGGCAGGAUCAGCUGAGCUCUUCGCUGGCUCCCAGCCCUGAGUGGCAUGAAUGCCCCGAAUGCGGCCGUGGCUUCGGCACCUCGCGCGCCCUGAAGGUGCACCGCAGCUACCACGAGGGGCGCAAGCGGCCACACAGCGGCUCCUCUUCCUCCAAACAGCCACCGCCUCUGAUCCUGCCCAGUAACCCCAACAACCAGGAAGGGCGAGCAGCCCCCACCUCUGGCCGGGGCCGAGUUUUUCACUACAUAUGUGCUGAGUGCGGCCUGGGCUUUGCCUCCCCGGCCACCCUGGAGGGCCAUCGCUGCGAACACGGCUGGUGCUGGAGCCCCCCGCCUGUUCCCCAUAACAAGCUCCCCCCCUCCCCCACCCUGAGGGAGGCCAACGGGGACCAGGACACAGAUGGGGCCGACGGACCGUACCACUGCACCGAGUGCCCGGGGGAGUUUGGCUUGGUGUCAGAACUUCAUGAGCACUACAUGCUCCAUGCCCGAGGAGAGCUGUAGAUCACAUCUUUUCUGCCCCUUCCCAAUCCCCCUCCCUAAUCUAAUCAGUGGCGCCUGCCAAGGGAUCUGCCUGGCCAGGACUCUGGGAGAGAAGUGAAGCCUCCUUCAUUUUUUGUUUUGUUUUUUGAGGUCCUCUUAAUUUCAUUCUAUUUUUCUAAAAUGAAUUUAGCAGGAGGGGAGGAGAGUUGGGAGGGUACGUGGUCACUCGGAACAAUCCCUCCUGCAUGCCCUGCCUCCUCAGAGUGAGUGUAGCAAACGCAGGAGCUCCCUGCCCACAUGCAGGGAAGGGAGCUGUUGCCUUCUCCCUUCCCCCAGAGAGAGGAGCUUUCUAUGGGUCUGGCGCCUGUAGGUCCUAGCUAAUUAUUCCCCAAAGGGAGCCCAUGUCAAUGGGCUUUUUGCAAUGAAAGCACUAAGCAGUAUUGGGCGUGUUGCUCAUUUUUAAACAAUUGAACCAGGAGAGGUUUUAUUCCAGGCCUAUCCCAAGGCUGAGGGAGGAGGAAGGGCUGGGUUAGAAUGGCAUGUCCUGUGCACGAGGGUCUUGCAUCCCUGCUGCCCACCCUCUUACUGUGUAGACAGUCCCCUCCCCAAUUUAGGUGCCCAUCCUCUCGCUUGUCACCAUUUUCGGCACCUGGGUGGUCCAUGCUGAACUGAAGCUGUGUUCUGUCUGUCUCUGUGUGUGCGUGUGCGUGUGUUUGGCUUUUUAAAGAGAGCGGCUUCUAGAGACGGCAUCCAUUCAGCAUCAAUCAUGAAUCUUAACAACCUCUCUUCACAGUAGCUGGGAGAGUCGGUUUAAUAAAAGUGAUUCUGUA
Molecule: messenger RNA, 2913 nt
Organism: Zootoca vivipara (common lizard)
Lineage: Eukaryota; Metazoa; Chordata; Lepidosauria; Squamata; Lacertidae
Source: RefSeq, a predicted model, not a curated record